AUGCAGUCAUAUGAAGAAGCUCCUCCACCAUAUCCUGGUACAAUACCUAAUGCUACUUCAAAUACAGUAAGACCCAAAGGUGAUUAUAGAGGUGUACCAGUAUAUGAAGUAUCUUCGAAUGAUACACCUAUUUAUAAUGAAAUGAGUUAUCAACAAGUACCGGUAACAGAGGCUAGACCAAUUCUAGUUGGAGCACAUGCUGUUCCGCUCGGUCGUAAUCCAAUUCAUUGUAUUUGUCCUCAUUGUCAUCAACAAGUUGUUACACGAGUCGAUUAUUAUUCUGGUUCGUUUGCAUGGCUUAUGUGUUUGUUACUUACGGUUAUUGGUUGUAUACCAUGUUGUGUAAUUCCAUUUUGUGCAACAUCAUGUCAAGAUGUAACUCAUAUAUGCCCAUGUUGUUCAAUGGUGGUUGGUCGUCGAAAAAUUCUUUAA
Molecule: messenger RNA, 432 nt
Organism: Rotaria sordida
Lineage: Eukaryota; Metazoa; Rotifera; Eurotatoria; Philodinida; Philodinidae
Source: the annotation of a GenBank genome assembly